Molecule: messenger RNA, 4732 nt
Organism: Dromaius novaehollandiae (emu)
Lineage: Eukaryota; Metazoa; Chordata; Aves; Casuariiformes; Dromaiidae
Product: 6-phosphofructo-2-kinase/fructose-2,6-bisphosphatase 4
Exons: 15
Coding region: 524-1933 (469 amino acids)
Biological process (GO): fructose 2,6-bisphosphate metabolic process; fructose metabolic process
Cellular component (GO): cytosol
Molecular function (GO): ATP binding; 6-phosphofructo-2-kinase activity; fructose-2,6-bisphosphate 2-phosphatase activity
Source: RefSeq, a predicted model, not a curated record
CGCCCCCGCGGCGGGGGCCGCCGCCGCCUCAGCCCCGCGCAGCGCCCGGGAGCCGCCGCCGAGGCAGCGGCCGCAGAUGUGGCGCGGCCGGAGCGGCUGCGCGCAGCGCCGGCGGGGCGCAGCUUCCUUGGAAGAGCAAACUGACUCUGGGAAUUGGGAAGAAUUUUCCACUAUGCUUAUGUGGCGGCAGAGGAAUAGAUUUUUAAGACGAUGGGGUUACUUUUGGAUUGCUUAGUAGGACGUUGUGCCACUUGAACCUUCGUUGGAAAUGAUGACAAACAUCCAAGGAAUGCAAGUAUUUUGUUUCUCAAGUCCUCUGGGUUCUUCAAGCCUCGGUGCUCCUGGGCUGCAUCUGGGAUUCCCGGUAGCUGAUUCAGCCGGCGUGGAAACGCUCGCUGCCGUAUCACAGUUCCAAGGAAGACCGAGUUUCUGAGUACACCUGCAGCCGGCCAAAGGUUGUGCAACUCGCUACGUGCUGUUGCUGUAGUAACACCGUCGGGUCCUGCCGGAGCAAUGUGUAGGAAUGACGGCCCUCGGUAGACUUCCCACCUUGGAAAUGCAACGUUUUCAGUUACCCUCCAGCCCCGCGGAAGCACGUGGGCGAUUUGUGCCGGUGCCAGUAUGCAUGACCAACUGCCCCACGCUGAUCGUCAUGGUGGGGCUCCCAGCGAGAGGGAAGACCUACAUCUCCAAGAAGCUCACGCGCUACCUGAACUGGAUCGGCGUGCCUACGAAAGAAUUCAACGUUGGUCAGUACCGUCGCAAUUUGGUGAAAAAGUAUAAAUCGUUUGAAUUCUUCCUGCCUGACAAUGAAGAAGGCUUGAAAAUCAGGAGACAGUGUGCCUUAACCGCGCUGAAUGAUGUCCGGCAGUACCUCAGCGAAGAAAACGGGCAUGUGGCUGUCUUUGAUGCCACAAACACAACUCGAGAACGUAGAGAAACCAUUUACAAAUUUGGCGAAGAAAAUGGAUACAAGACUUUUUUUGUUGAGUCAGUGUGUGUAGACCCAGAGGUCAUAGCUGCAAACAUUGUGCAAGUGAAACUGGGUAGUCCCGACUAUGUUGAUUGUAGCAAUGAUGAAGCAACGGAAGAUUUCAUGAAGAGAAUAGAGUGCUACAAGAACUCGUACGAGACUCUAGAUGAAACUCUCGACAAGGACCUUUCUUACAUCAAAAUUAUGGAUGUUGGAAGGAGUUACCUUGUGAACAGAGUCAUGGAUCACAUCCAGAGCCGGAUUGUCUACUACCUCAUGAACAUCCACGUGACUCCUCGGUCGAUCUACCUCUGCCGGCACGGGGAGAGCGAGCUCAACCUGAAGGGGAGGAUAGGAGGAGAUCCUGGGCUGUCCGUCAGGGGGAAAGAAUUUGCCAAGAGCUUGGCACAGUUUAUUAAUGAACAAAAUAUCAAGGAUCUGAAGGUUUGGACCAGUCAGAUGAAAAGGACAAUUCAGACUGCCGAAGCCUUGGGAGUGCCUUACGAGCAGUGGAAGGUUUUGAACGAGAUAGAUGCAGGAGUGUGUGAAGAAAUGACAUAUGAAGAAAUACAGGAAAAUUAUCCGCUUGAGUUUGCACUGAGAGACCAAGACAAAUACAGAUACAGAUACCCCAAGGGAGAGUCCUAUGAAGAUCUCGUCCAGAGGCUGGAGCCCGUCAUCAUGGAGCUCGAAAGGCAGGAGAACGUGCUUGUCAUCUGUCACCAAGCUGUCAUGCGCUGUUUGCUCGCGUAUUUUCUCGACAAGCCUGCAGAACAACUGCCUUACCUCAAGUGCCCGCUGCAUACUGUCCUAAAGCUCACCCCGGUGGCUUACGGAUGUAAAGUGGAAUCAAUAUUCCUGAAUGUGGAAGCUGUAAACACACACAGAGAUAAACCUGAGAAUGUGGGCGUGGAUCGGUCCAGAGAAGAAGCGUUGCGGACGGUGCCCAACCACCUAUAGCUCCGGCUCGCGGCGGCAGCGACCCUUCCCCAUCAUGAGAGCGUUAGGGAACAGCUCAGGUCCGCGGGGACGGAGGAGGCAGCCCCGAGAGUCAGCCACGCUGCAAGCACGGCGCCUCCUCUUCACUUUGAGACAUUUCGAAUGUGGCUCUGCUUCCUCGGAGCAAACCCGUCGUUCUGGAGAACUUCCAGGGCCGCAAGGUAUCCGUGAGGACUAAGAAUAUUCCUGGGAAGCAGAGUAAAGUUGGUUUUAAAUUUUCAUACAUAAAUUUGUGCAGUUUCAGUGGUUUUUAGUGUUCAUCUGUGGAUACUGCAAGACAGUUAAUUACCCGUGUCAAUUUUACUGUCAGGUUUUAGCUAGACUUUACUUUCUUUUUUAAGUGUUUUUCUAAGAGUCCUUUUACUUUUACUGUGAAUAACUGCCUAGAAUUAGAUGGAGGGUUUUUUUGAUGGCAUAUUUAAUAUAUGUGAAAUUCUGCAUUUUGGGCAUUGGAGGCUCCAUGUUGUGAAACUACUUCAGACUGCAAAGCUGCUGCUCAGCUGUGUUAUCUUCUGCAUUUUGAGUUGAGCUUAGCUUUGCCAACCGAAACCGAAAUCUUUUGGAAAUGGGGAGAUUUUCCCCUCUGCCAUCCGAAAGCUUCUGCUGUUUUAGCAAGGUUUCGACGUCUUCCGGAGGCUGGCUGCAUUUCGGACCACAGUGGAAAGACGGUGUUAAGUAAUCCGCCUGGGGGGACGCGGGUGUAAGGAUAGACAGCAGACUGGUAUAAUAAAUCUAAACAGAGAGAAAAGCCCUUUCUGGGGCUGUUACGGUGCGGGACAAGCAGCUUCCCUGAGAUUUUCAGGGAAAUGACUCGGCCUGCCAAAGGCUAGAGAUACUGCUCGUCUCAGUGCUGUGAUUUUUAGGCAAUUUUUGGAAAGAAUUUUAACAUAAACUGUAUGUUUUUCUUUAUAGCCCCAUUCAGUACAUAGGUAAGGAAAGAGUCGAGAAGGGUUUAGUGGAGUUUAACCCUUCCAACGACUCAUGCAAGAAAAAAGCUGAGUAAAUUCUGACGUUAUUUUUUUACGUGGCACACCUACCUUUUGGGUUUGUUGGUUUGUUUUUAAGCGACCUUCCGCCUCCCCAAUUCCUUGCUGCCCUUUUAUACUUCUCUGAGCAACUCCAAUGCUAAAAAUGGAAUUUGCUGCAUCUGUCGAGGCCAAGACCGGGUGACUGUCCCGAGUCGACGGAUAUUGUGCGCGUGCGUUACGAGACGCUGCCGCGAGCUGGCCACGUGCUCGCUGGCUCUUAGCUCCUGAAACGCGGAGAGCUGCCGUUGGAAUGUGCUUUUAUUUGUUUAAAAUCUUCUCCAUUAAUCGAACUUUCGCCACGUAUACCGUUGAUUUAUUUGCUCAAUUCCUGCGCGAUGUGCCGGGCCCUCCUACCGUCGUUUUGCGGGCAAGGGCUAAACGCGUUUUAUUUGUGCAGGGUUUGUAAAAUAACGUGCUGCUGUUGUGAUUUGUUCUCCUAAGCUCGUUUCAGCAAUAUAUCCGGCUCCGGAAGUAAGCCAUACAGCUAGACUCCAUUUCCGAAAAGGAAAGCGUAGGAUGCUAAGUGGGCAGAAACACUCGCUUCGAGCCGUACUGUCUUUUUGUAUGUGACCUCUGUGUUCGGUAAUGUGCAUUUAAGAUCUGUAUUAACUUUGCUAUGUUCGUGGUUGCUGUCUAAGGAGAGGGAGCACAGCGCUGCUCCGAGUAGCUCAUUUAUUGAUGCCCAGCACCCGGGGCCGCACAAGCCUUGCCGCGUUUGGGGCAAAACCGUGCAAAUAGUUGUCCCUGUUGGAUUCCCCACGUUUCACAUGGGAGAGGGCAGCUGUGCUGCAGCCAGCCCUGCGCCAUCCUACCUGGGUGAGGAGUUCACAGCUUUUAAAUGGAAAAAUCAGAGUUCAGCCUUAGGGAAAGCACAUCCCGACUCCUGUAUUUUCUCGCCGAGCUUAGCCCAGCGGCUGGCUCUGCGCCUCCUGAGCCUGGUGGCGGCAGGGAAGGUCUCCCGUGGGCACAGCUGAGCCCAGGGACCGCGUUUCUUGCCAGGCGAGCAUGAAGCAUCCUCGUCCUCGAAUGUCUUUGUGGCUGGCAAGGCUGCCUUGCGGUGCGUCUCCCCCCUCUCCCCUUCGUUGUUUUACCUCUCCAGACUUUCAGAGGUGCUGUAAAAUUCUUUAAGGCUAAGUGUUUUAUGUAUAGUAGGGAUUUUUAUCGCCAGCUUUUGAAUAUACUGUGAUGAGUGUUUUACGAAGUGGGUGUUCAGUAAAAAAGAAUUGUAUACAAGUGUAAAUAAACUGUAUGUUGAUACUUGAAGAGAAGAAAAAAAAAAAGUUGUCUGUUCUGCUUUAGGAACUUACCUAAAUCGUUGACUGCAUCUGAUCCUUUCUAGCUGGCGAGAGCAAAACGUCAGCGGACGAAGAAUGUAAAUUUAGAGUGAGCGGUCAGGUCUCCCCGGUGCCGAGCUGCUGGGAACGCACGGCAAAAGCUGCAUGUUACCUCCGUGGUCUAGAAGCUGCAUCCAUCCUGCCAGGCUGCCCCGAGCUCCCGGGCGAAGUGCCCUGGCGCUGCCGGGGGAGGCAAACCCCUCUUCGUGGCCUUGCAGCUCGAGCCCUUUCUCUUUGACUGUAUUAUUUUGACUGUUAAUGCACUUGCUAGCUCAGAUGCGGUCUUCUGAUGGGAUUAACCUCUCUUUUCGUGCCUAGUCGGCCUUCAUCUUAAUCUUUUAGACAAUUGUAACCUGUGACCUGUGAUCCAAGUAAUAAAGAUCGACUGCUGGAACGUG